This is a messenger RNA of Schistocerca americana (American grasshopper), 2697 nucleotides long. RefSeq lists its product as uncharacterized. The transcript has 5 exons. NCBI's taxonomy places the organism in Eukaryota, Metazoa, Arthropoda, Insecta, Orthoptera, Acrididae. The coding region runs from base 79 to 1293 and encodes 404 amino acids. Gene Ontology annotation, biological process: apoptotic DNA fragmentation. Gene Ontology annotation, cellular component: nucleus; mitochondrial inner membrane. The record is from RefSeq and is a predicted model, not a curated record. Gene Ontology annotation, molecular function: nucleic acid binding; metal ion binding; single-stranded DNA endonuclease activity.
GGCGCCACGGUCGCGUCGUACUCUUUCGCAUGAGCAUAUCUCUGUCUCGCUCUACUGGCUGCCAGACCAACCGGCGAAAUGCGCGCUGUCACCUGUUUGCUGUCACUGUGCUUGACGUACUUCGCCCACGCCCAGCGUAAUGCGGGCUGCUCGGUGGACGUGUGGCGCGUGAAGAGCCGACACGAGCCGGUGUUGGCGGUGGGUGGCGCAUUGGCGCUGCCGGAUCGCGAGACAGGACAGCUGCUGCUGCCCAGUGGUGGUGUCGUGCUAGCCGGCUGUCCCGGGGCCGGCAACAGCCUUAAGUUGGACAAAGGACUCCCCCACGUCAACGCCUCCUGCACGUCGACCGGCUCCCUACAGGCGCCCGGCGGCCGCGUUACGGCUGGUAACCUGUGGUGCGAGAACCGCCCAUUGGCCGAGGCCCACAAGACGGCGCGGCGGUGCGGUCCGUCGGGCAAGCUGCGCGUCUUCGAGCUGGGCUUCAACGUCUCCCGCCAAUGGCUGCCCGUCAUAGAGGCGUGCCACGACGCCGACAAGGCCAGCACCUUCUACUCGCACCACCAGCUGCUCGGGUCGCUGCUGCGGUUCCGGCGACAGCAGACGCAGCCGCGACCGACAUUCACCCAGGGCUGCGAGUCGGGAGAGCUGUUCCUGGGCGUGUCUCCUAGCAACGCGUACUCGCCGUCCGCCGUCCAGCAGACUCUAUCGACGACGCUGGGGUCGGAGGAGAAGGCGAGGCAACUGCUCGCCCAGACGACGCUGAGCCGCGGCCACCUCGCGCCCUCCGCAGACUUCAUCCUCAACACGCAGCAGCACGCCUCCUUCUUCUACGUGAACGCGGCGCCGCAGUGGCAGAUAUUCAACGAGGGCAACUGGCUGUCCGUCGAAUCGGUGUUGCGCAACCACGCACAGCAGCAGUUACUGGAUCUGGAGGUAUGGACAGGGACGCACGGCGUGCUGACUCUGAACGACACGGAGGGCCGUCAGAAGGAGCUGUACCUGGCGGAGGGCGAGCGCAUGGCGGUGCCGCUGUUCUUCUGGAAGCUGGUGCACGACCCGAAGUCGGGCACGGCGAUCGCCUUCGUGGGUGUCAACAACCCGUUCGCCGCGGGCACGACGGCAGAAUCGCAACUGUGUCCCGACGUUUGCGGCGACGCGGGGUGGGCGAGGCGCAAGUGGAACCGACCCAACAAGGGGCGCGUCACGUGCUGCUCUGCCCAGGAGCUGGCCGCCGCGGUGCCGGGGGCGCCACAGAUCCACGCUUCUGGGCUGCUGGCUGGGCCGCGCGCCUGACCUAGCCACAGUACUGGCACCUACCAUCACCUCUAGGCGAGACUGAUGUCCUCUGAUAGCCUUUUGGACGAAUUAUUUCCACCAAUAACGUCCCCCAUACCACUAUCCUGAUAUGGCCUCACUGAACAGCCGACACGCAGUGUGAAUAAUGUAUUACUAGAGCUGCAUUUUCACCAGUAUGAAACAGUUUCACCAUCUACUGCCGUCAGUAGUCUAAACCGAGUCUGACGUACUUCACAGUCGAUUCAAGAUACCCUUAUCUAACGUCAGUGUCCACAUCCACCCCAAUAUCAAAAUACUCCCUCGCUCCUGUGCUUGGUCCCGUGAUGACGUUAGCCGACCAAAGAGCUUCAGUUCUACAAAUCAUCUAUACGUUUUGAAUUAGUAAAGCUUGUGAGUACUCUCCAUCAAACCAAUGUGCAAUCAUCCACCACUCAGCACUACUUGGCUGCUCUGAGUGUUGUGUGCAAGACUCAGCGUCCAACAUGCCGUGUGAUCUAAAUAUUGCUGACACCUACUUCAUGCAACACUACCAUCAGCUCUACACCGACGUCUUCUAAUGAUCCCACGUAGGGACUCAUUCUAGCAACAAUAUAAUGUAACAUCUGUACAAUAUGAAACUGUUUCACAAGCUGCUAGUAUCUCUACGUCAAGUCUAAUCCCCAUAAUGGUCUCUUGGAGGAACUGCUCCACCGAUAGCAUCUGCCAUACCACCACCUUGAUGUGGACUUCUUGCACAACCAGUGCUUAUCGCGAAUGACAUCACAGCCUGUCAUUGUUAUGCACACUAAUGUGAAUUCUUCCAGAUCUAUUGAACUUAGAUCUACUCUGACAUUUAGGCUUAAUUUUUGAUUAAGUGUAAACCACCACGUGACACCUCCUUAAGUAUCAUCCUGUAAUAACUCACUGAAAUACAGUGUCACAUCCAUGAAAACAAGAAAUUACUACAGUAUGUAUUAUAUACAACACAUAUAACAAUCUUUGGGCUCAAAAAGAAAUGUAGUACUGGUCUCUCAGUGCAACACUGAAAUUUACAGACAUGCUGCAUGACUGCAGUAUGCAGAUCUACAUACAUAUAUGCUCAUUCAUUUGAAUUAUUCCAGUGACGAAGAAAAACACCGUGAUAUGCAUUUUGGUCUGCCUCUCGUUAAAAUGGUUUCAUUUGUUACUAUAUUCAUCGCUACCAUUACCAGUUUUUAACAUACUGUGACUGUGUAGUGACAUCCACACUAAUUAUUUGCAACAGUCCACUACUGUAGUGAACAUCAGAUCGUCUUCGGGUUGAACUCGAUAAGCAUUAUUAAUGUCUAUAAGGAGCCUCUUAUAUCUACAGCAUCUACUUUAAAGGGGAAAACUAUUUCAGUGAAUGUACAGCGAAUAAAAAAGUACACCGCCAUGAAGUUA